Molecule: messenger RNA, 3201 nt
Organism: Xenopus tropicalis (tropical clawed frog)
Lineage: Eukaryota; Metazoa; Chordata; Amphibia; Anura; Pipidae
Gene: entpd1
Product: ectonucleoside triphosphate diphosphohydrolase 1
Cellular component (GO): caveola; membrane
Molecular function (GO): apyrase activity; hydrolase activity
Source: RefSeq, marked provisional
CUGGGGAGCUGGGGGCAUGGGCUGUUUACAAGGAGGAAAGGCAGAAGGAUAGAAGGCAGCCGAGCCUCCCUGGUUCGUAUUGUACAGGAAAGCGCAGCAUCUGCAGCCCAGGCCCCCUGUUCCAUCCCAGGAACCAGACUAACCUCCCGCUACCAGGAUCUCCCAUGUCAGCACUGUGAGUCCACCCCCAGGCAUGGACCUUUAAAUAGGCAAGUCCCCUGUGCAUCAGUCAGUGAGAGCAGCCAGGCACAGGCUGAGACGCACCACACAAGCUGAGCUGAUGGACGAACCAAAGGCUGUAAAACAGAAGAAGACAUGGCACAAAAAAGUCAUAAUCUUCCUAGGAGCUCUGUUUGUCUUGGGUGUUAUCUCUUUAGUCGCAAUUGCAGUAGUGCAGAAUAAACCUCUUCCAAAGAAUAUUAAGUAUGGCAUUGUGCUGGACGCUGGUUCGUCCCAUACCAGUGUGUAUAUAUAUGAAUGGCCGGCAGAAAAGGAAAAUGACACCGGUGUUGUACAGCAGAUAAACGAGUGCAAAGUUGAAGGCAACGGUAUAUCCAGUUAUGGCCACGAGCCACUGAAGGCCGGUCUUUCUCUACAGAAGUGUAUGAAUAAAGCCCGUCAGGUCAUUCCUGAGAAGCAGCAAAGGGAGACACCAGUUUAUUUAGGGGCCACAGCAGGAAUGCGUUUGCUCAGGCUAACUAAUGCAACAAUGGCUGAGGAAGUCCUGUCUUCAGUGGAAAAUACGCUGCGUUCCUUUCCGUUUGAUUUUCAGGGUGCCAGAAUAAUUACAGGACAAGAAGAAGGCGCUUAUGGAUGGAUCACAAUUAAUUAUCUGCUUGGAAACUUUAUCCAGGAUUCAGGUUGGUUCAAAUAUAUACCAAAUUUCAAACCCACUGAAACUUCCGGUGCACUGGAUCUUGGAGGUGCUUCAACACAGAUCACCUUUGAGUCCAAAAGAGAGAUUGAAUCCCAAGAAAAUUCCUUGCACUUCCGCCUUUAUGGAAAAUCCUAUGAUAUCUAUACACACAGCUUUCUCUGCUAUGGAAAGGACCAAGCUCUGCGCCUUCAGAUAGCUAAUAGUAUAAAGGAUGCAACAGAUUCCAUCCUUUUGGAUCCUUGCUUUAACUCAGGAUAUAGAAGGAACGCAAGCACCAAUGACCUCUACAGUAGUCCCUGCAUAUCUAAACUGAGGAUACCAACAGCACCCAGCACCUUAGAUAUUAGAGGCACUGGCAAUUACCAGCUAUGCAAGAGAAAUGUCCAGGCAAUCUUCAACAGAACACAUUGUACUUACUCACAUUGCUCUUUUAAUGGGGUUUUUCAACCAAGUUUGGAUGGCACAUUUGGGGCAUUCUCAGCAUAUUAUUUUGUUAUGAAUUUUUUAAACCUUACCAAUGAGCAAAUGUCUCUUGACAAAGUAAAAGAGACGGUAGAAAGACACUGCUCCAGACCAUGGGACGAGGUAAAAAAAGACUUUCCAAAAAUUAAAGAAAAAUACCUGAGUGAAUACUGUUUUUCUGGAACAUAUAUAUUAAAUCUUCUUGAAUAUGGAUACGGCUUUAGCUCUGAAAACUGGAACGAUAUCAGAUUUUUAGGCAAGAUCAAAGACAGUGAUGCAGGAUGGACACUUGGUUAUAUGCUGAACCUGACCAAUAUGAUCCCUGCAGAGCUGCCUUAUUCUCCUCCGCUGUCCCACGCUGGUUACACUGGACUUAUGGUCUUCUUCUCCAUUUUGUUAGUCUGCAUUAUUUUGACUUGCUGGCUGAGUUUCCGGAAACCAAAAUGUCUACACAAGGGCAUCAUCUAGAAACAGUAAAAGACAACUGGAAAUGAAAGGGAAAUUAUUCUGUAUGCCACUGGCUGCGGACUUAAGCGACGCCUCUUGCAGGCAGCGCAGUCCGUGUCUACAACGAGGAACUUGAGAAGUAGCUUGCAAAAGCGCAUUAAGACUGACCACAAAAUAAGCAGUUUGAACUCUUGGGAACAGUUCUUGCUGUACAUGGAUUUAAGUUGCAGUUCUCGAACGGGUCGUUUUAUCCACUUCAUAUUUAUGAAGCGUGCUUGCAUUAUGUUUUGAAGAAGGAAACAUUGGAAGUUCGUCUGUGGGCGAAUAACUAAAACCAAUCAAAGUACCAAUGAGACUUCAAAAACUGAUCUCAGGUUACAAGACACGAUUCACGCUAAUGGCGCAUUUUUAUAAGUUUUCCUCCUUUAUGAUAGGAAUCUGUUCUUAGUUCUUGUUGAGAGCCUCUGGUCUGGGUAGAGGCCAGUCUUCAGAAGCCGUUCACAGGCCAAUAUUUUAAAUCUUGGAUGUACUUUGCAAUGCAAUACUAUUCUUUGUAGGGUUAUUGUUACAAUGGCAUUCAGUGUGUUGGGAUAAGGGGCUCUUAAGUUGUUUAAGAGAUGCUAUUCCUAAACAAUGCACAUGUACAUAUUGCUACUGCAUCUGCCCCCAGCUUCAGCUCUUUAUUAUUCUUAUGCUUCCACAUAGUCCCCAUCUUUAGAAACAAUACACAGUGAAGACCUAGGUUCCUUCCUUCAGAGUAAAGCAGUGGACAACAGCAAUUGUAAUACCAAAUGGAAGAUCAAAGCUAUAUGCAGCAAAAGAAUUGCAAUGAAAUAUAAUAACUGUGCAUUAUUAUAGGAAUUCAAAUUAGACAAAUCUUGUAAAGGAAAUCCUAGGGACAUUGCCAUGGCCUCAUUAUACUGUGAAUCUACUCCCAAAGAAGCAGACUUUGCCAUUUGCUAAUGCUACAUAAAUCAGCCCCUGAGUAUCUCCACAAGAUUCACUGUCGGUGACUAUUAACAUGCACUUUGGCUUUUAGACAUUUAGUUUCCUCUUUUACGUUGCUCCACUGCUCCUUUUUAUGGGUUCGGUAAGUAGGUGGACAGUGAAGUCCAUUGAAGUUUGCACACCCCAAUCUUUGAAGCCAGAGACUGCAAGUUUGACAGACAAACACAAGCAGGCACUAAAAGUCAUUGAAUCUUUGGUAAUAUCUGUGAAUCUCCUGGCAAACUGCUAAGACUGCUAGGGGAACAGGUUCACAUUGGCAUGAGGGUGUCCUCUAUGAGGCAAAGUUAUCCAUUAAUCCUGGUAGUCGCUCUUGAGCACUAUUGCUGCCUUCUUCUGCCAUAACCUAUUGUUAUUGUUGAUGUAUUCAAAAUCAAUUAUGUUUCUAUAAAGAAAAAGAACUUCGGUUA